Molecule: messenger RNA, 567 nt
Organism: Penicillium chermesinum
Lineage: Eukaryota; Fungi; Ascomycota; Eurotiomycetes; Eurotiales; Aspergillaceae
Exons: 1
Coding region: 1-567 (188 amino acids)
Source: RefSeq, a predicted model, not a curated record
AUGGCAUCAGAACCACCCCAACUCGACCUCCAAGCCAAGCGCGCCCAAGACUACCACGGAGCCACCACUACCCUCGCAUGGGUUGUCCUGAUCAGCUCGCCCAUCCUCGUCGCCCUCCCACCCCGCCGCCUCGACCCUCUGACAGUCUGGAACAUCAGCACCUUCGCAAUCGCAGCAAACUAUCUCACGCGCGAGAAAACCGGCCGCAGCAUCGUCGACCGCAUCGAGACCCGCAUCUCUCGUGCGCAGGGCGUCUACGCCGAUCUGCCCUCCGAACGGGCGCGCCAGAUCCAGGAGCAAAUGCGCGCUGCGCGGGAGGCGCAGAUCCGCGAUGGGUCCGUGCUGGGCGAAGAGUUGGAGAAAUUGAAGGCGAGGCAGGAGCAGGAGAAGGGGGGUGUUGCGCGGCGGGUGUGGAUGGGCGGGGAGUCGGAGGGGUGGAUGGAACGCAGGUUGAAGGAGGAACAGAAGGCUAUUGAGGAGGGCAAGGGGUAUGGAGAUCUAAUUUCGGAGUAUGUGUGGGAGGUUUGGAAUUGGGGGAAGAAGAAGGAUGAAGAGGAGGAUGAGUAG